AUGGGCGGCAGCACCCCGGGGCCGGGUUAUAAGAAACAAGGCGAGGGUCUGGGGCAAAUGGGGAGCAGGCCAGCAAGCCCACAGCAAGCCCACAGCAAGCCCACAGCAAGCCCACCGCAAGAGCCCAGAGCAGGCGCCGCAUGCGGCCCAGCCAUGCGCCCCCUGGCUGCGGCCCGGGCGUUUCCAGAGCCCCAGAGGGUCGCUGGCAGCGUCGGCGGGCGCGUCUGGUCGGCGCCAGGGCGGCCUGAAUGGUCGGUCCCAGGCGUUGUACAGCCACUCGUUGGGCCGGCGUGGUGUGUCGUGAACAGGGCCCCGGCAGAGCCCAACCGCGCGACGUUGCUACCCAACCGGCUUUGGCCAGCACUGAUUCAGUUCGCUGGGGGCACGCCCAAAGGGGGGUCUGCCAUUGGCGCUGGCCGACCGGGAGCUCCCUUGCUAGGGCGGUCAGAAGGCUUGAAUUUUCCACAUUGGUCGGAUGGCUGCAUAGACGGCAUUGACGAACGCACAAAACAUGGUGCUCGAAAUGAGCAAAAAAGGGCGAUCCUCCCAGGCAGUGCAAUUCCCAACGGUCAUGAGGGUGCCUAUGAAACGGACACGAUGAUCUGUGUGACUCUACGUGCGGACAGAGGGGUGUAUCUUUUCGUGUCAAAGCUCAAAGCUGCCCGGCGGUGGAGCGUGGAGGGCAGCGCGUCGCCAACACGGAGUCGUGAGGUUCUGCCUACGGCACGCGAGCACACGAUUCGAUGGGAAGGGUGUUCCGGUGUCCAGUCGGAUCUCCAAUGUGAUCUCGGGUUGGAUCUCAAGCUGGCCCUCCAGUCGGAUGAAGCACCAGUCGGUCUUCGGCUGCAGAAUGGUGCUUCCUGUGGUGUCUGGUGCAGCGUGUUGCAGCAGUUGCAUCAAUGGAGCGUCGACGAUGCAGUCGCUGCUGCAGCAGCGCUGUUGCCGCUGCAGAGUGCAUGUGGUGUGAGCCUCCACCCGGCAAAAGCCAAAAAUGGAGCCCGUCGACAUUAGCAUCAUGCCUUUCUUUGCACCUUGAUCCAGAAAUUGGUCGCAGAAUUUGUCCCAGCAUUUGCCCCAGCAUUCUGUCCAGAUGCCAGCCGC
Gaeumannomyces tritici R3-111a-1 is the source of this 1101-nucleotide messenger RNA. RefSeq lists its product as hypothetical. Lineage: Eukaryota; Fungi; Ascomycota; Sordariomycetes; Magnaporthales; Magnaporthaceae. The transcript is spliced from 4 exons. The coding region runs from base 1 to 1011 and encodes 336 amino acids. The record is from RefSeq and is a predicted model, not a curated record.